UGUCCUCCAUAUCCGAACUGAGGAGAUACCGUGAAGACACGACUCUGCCAAGGUCGGGCCGGUGCGACCGGAGGGAGGGGAGGACGGGCGUGGCUCGUCCUCCCACAGCCACUCUCCCUCCCCAGCGGCGACUCUGCCGCACUAUAAAGGCGGCCGCCUCACGGUCACAGGCACCACAGUCAUCAGCGAGUUCAACCAUGAAAGUCCUGGUGAUCGUGUCCGCUGUCCUGGCCGCUGCGGCAGCCCAGUACCUGCCCUACGCUGGGUACGGCUACGCGGGAUUCCCGUACGCCGCCGGGUACAGCCUCGCUUCUCCUCUCCACAACACCUACAAUGCUCAUCCCCUGACCUACACGGCUGCUGCCCCGUACACGACCUACAACGCCGCUCCGUUCUCGUACGCUCCGUACACCACGUACGCCGCCCCCGUGCCGGCCGCCACCAGCUCUCAGUACCACGCCCAGGACGAGCUCGGCAGCUACAGCUACGGCUACGCUGACGGCCUGAGCACCAAGCACGAGAACAAGAACGCCUACGGUGGCACCGUCGGCUCGUACAGCUACAGGGACGCCAACGGCAUCGUCCAGACGGUCAGCUACGUGGCCGACUCCGCCGGCUUCCGCGUGAAGGCGACCAACCUGCCGGUGGCCCCGAAGGCCGACCUGGCCGCGCCCGUGCACUCGCUGGUCGGCCCGGCUCCCGUCGACGACACUGCCGAGGUGAAGGCCGCCAAGGCCGAGUUCCAGCGGCUGUACGACGAGGCUGCCGCCGCCGCUGAUGCUGCCCCUGACGCGCGCAAGAAGCGCAGCGCCGUGGCGCCUCUGCCCGUCAGCGACACCCCCGAGGUGGUCGCCGCCAAGGCCGAGUUCGCCCGCCUGUACGCCGCCGCCGCCGCCGCUGCCGACGCCGCCCCCGACACCGACGGCCCCGUCUACACCGAGCCUGCCCCGGCUGUCUACUCCGGCUACACCCCGGCUGCCUACUCUGGCUACACCCCGGCUGCCUACUCCGCCCCGGCCGGGUACACCAGCAGCGCCCCUGCCUACACUGGCGUGCCUGCCUACACGGCCGGAGCCGCUUUCUCUUACGGUUACAACUCUGCCCACCUGCCUGCCUACGGCAACUACGCCUACUAAGGAGGGCAUGUGUCCACUUCUUCUAGUCUCAUUUGAUACAAUGUGAUGCUUUCAUCGAGUGGGUUGUCUGCCACUUGAUUUUCUUGUUUGUCCUGUCAUUUGUUUGUACCAUGUGUUGUGAUCAUCAGCCAUUGAAAAUGAUCAAAAAAUCUUCACAAAUAUUGUGAAGAAUAUAUGUGAUGGAGCGAGUA
Messenger RNA from Amphibalanus amphitrite, 1327 nucleotides. RefSeq lists its product as uncharacterized. Gene Ontology annotation, molecular function: structural constituent of chitin-based larval cuticle. Bases 198 to 1136 code for a protein of 312 amino acids. Gene Ontology annotation, cellular component: chitin-based extracellular matrix. The transcript has 2 exons. The record is from RefSeq and is a predicted model, not a curated record. Lineage: Eukaryota; Metazoa; Arthropoda; Thecostraca; Balanomorpha; Balanidae.